Messenger RNA from Trypanosoma rangeli, 2202 nucleotides. RefSeq lists its product as uncharacterized. Lineage: Eukaryota; Euglenozoa; Kinetoplastea; Trypanosomatida; Trypanosomatidae. The transcript has a single exon. The record is from RefSeq and is a predicted model, not a curated record. The coding region runs from base 1 to 2202 and encodes 733 amino acids.
AUGGAGUCCGUAUUCAGGCAGCAACAGCAACCAUCGCAUCAGGAGCAGGGGGCGGGGGCCACCCCUGUGGCUACUACGCGAAGACGGGGGAGGGGGACAUUCAACCAGCCACUGCGGGCGGAUCAGCCUUCCGCUAACAACACCAAGCUGACUGCAGUUAACGACAACGCGUCUGUCCUGACGGCUGUCACAACAACUGUUCUGCCGGCUAGCAACCCUCCGCCAGUCUCACGAGUGCCGGAGGAGGACCUUGCGGCGGAGUAUGGCGGGCAUAAGCGUGAUAUUCCGCUAAAUAUUCGCGAGAAUUUCGGUGUAUGCGAAACCGAGCAUGAGGCGGACACCGUUCGACAGCUGCUUUUCCGUGGUGAGAAGCGGCGCCGCUACUGCAUCAUUGUUGGUGAACUGCAGAACUCUGCCCGUCCCAUCACGCUUAAGCUGUUCGGCCACAAGGGACCAAAACCUUUUAAGUUGCAGAAUAAACUUAUUCGGUUGGUGAACAUCAGCGUUGGCAGGCCACGUCCUCCGCGACCGGUGAUUGAAGGGGUAGAAGGAGGAGAAGGAGAAGGAGAAGGAGAAGGAGAGGAUGCGAGGGAGGACAACAGCGACGCCGAUGAGUUAAAGCGCGGGGGGUCCGACGAACUCGACAUGGCGUGUUAUGCCGGUCAUGAGAGCGUCCAAGACGAACCUGAGCCGACCCACGAUGUGUAUGAAGAACCAACUCAGCACAGCGAUAAGGAACAGGAACGCCACGGAGACGAGGAACAGCAACGACAACCGCGACUGGAGGGAAAGGAAGAUGCUUCUCGAGAAGAUUAUGACACGAGGGUGAGGUAUACGUCGCAGAACUACGAGGACGUGGAUGUCUACGCGAACGAGGACAAUGUUCUCCCAUUGAUGGUUGAAUUGCGGGAUUCUGCCACAACCAAUAUGAGUCAGCCGUCGUCCAUGGCGAAUAGUCCUGUCCUUACGGUCACACGCUUCGAUGGACUUCAAAAGUACUUCUUCGAUGAGUUUACGCACCUCCUUAGCUUGGAGGACGUUCGUAUGCAGCAUGUCUCGAUUAACCUCAACCUUGGUGCCGCCUACUGCUGUCUCGCGCGUGAGGGGUCGUACAGCACACCGUUAAAAUACGCCACUUUUAGUGAAUUUGUACAACGUAUGAACGAAGAGUCGAUGCAGCUGUAUUUUAUGAAGGAUGCACCAACCUGUGUUUCGCGCGCCGUGGAUAGGGAAUGUGGGGCACUGCAGUCUGAGGCUGUUUUUUCGCUCGUGAAGAUUUGCUUUUUCUCAAAUGAGCGACAGAGUCGCUCUGUGGCACGAGCCAUGUGGGAUGCGUACGAAAAUCGAUUUGUCUUGCUGGAUAUGGAAAACGCUGGUGUCACGUUUACGUGGACGGUAUUCUCUGUGGACGAGACGGGCAUCGCCGCCGCGCCGAUGGGCCCUUCUCCUCAAGAUGUGGGGAACCUGAGCACCGUUGGUGUUGACGGCAACGGCAGUGGCGGUGGCGAUGGUGGCGGUGCGGGCACUGGCCCAGACGGCAACGGUGCCAUGCGGAAAAAAACCGUAGCGUUUCCGUUUGAACUCGAGUUCCACGUGUACCGCCGCUGGAAGCAGCACACAGAACACCCGGCCGCCCCCAUUGCCGAGGCAAUUCUUGAUAAGUUGUCCCUCGCGGAGCACAAUCUUAUCCAUUAUGGCUCAACUAUUGGCUACGAAAGCAUGGAUCUCUCGCACGUGUGCGAGGUCGAUGCUGAGUCGGAGGACUUUAACGUGGAGAGCAUCAUUGUGGAGCACACCUCACGCGUGAAACCGCGGGGGACAGAUCUCACAGUGGACAGCACCUCGUCGCUCUGGAUCGAGAACUUUGCGGCCGCGCGUGCCCUUAAAAACCGCCUUGCACAGGGAAACAUCAGCGCGACCACGGUGCCGCAAGCGGUGCGGGAGCGACCACGGGGACGUGAAGGACGUGGGCCCGCGACACCGCAUGUGCCGAAGCAAAAAACCCUGCACCCUGCCUCACGACUGACGUUCUUCCGCGCCCGCAGCAGCACGGUGCAUUGGAAGCUGCGGCCCAGCUGCAGCACAGAGGAGAACUUGGCGCCGCUAAGCGAGGCCCUCCACUUUGCGCGGCAGGUGAUUAACACGGCGAAUGAGAUUGAGCGCACUUCGGUGCGUGGUGGCGCCGCCCCAGACGCCAUUUGA